AUGCAAAUACCAGCCCCGGAUCAGCUGGCCACACGGAUUACAGAAGCGCCUGGGAUACUUUUUGAGCCACUCGUGAUCCUUGCCUUUGCAGCCAAAUCCGUGGAAGAGGCAACCCUGACACAUAUCGAACUCGGCAUCGUUGCAUUUCUUGUAGUGGAUAUAGGGCCCAAGGAUAGGAUCAUCACAGAUGUCGCAUUUGAGGCCGACGUCCAGCAGUGGCCAUUCUUUGAAGUGCUCUCCAUUUUAUUUGACAUUAUCGUCCGCAGAAAUGAAAAUGAAUCGAGAAGCGGUGCGCAGAUAACUAGUGGUUGA
Clonostachys solani is the source of this 312-nucleotide messenger RNA. Lineage: Eukaryota; Fungi; Ascomycota; Sordariomycetes; Hypocreales; Bionectriaceae. The record is from the annotation of a GenBank genome assembly.